Molecule: messenger RNA, 1901 nt
Organism: Leptomonas pyrrhocoris
Lineage: Eukaryota; Euglenozoa; Kinetoplastea; Trypanosomatida; Trypanosomatidae
Exons: 1
Coding region: 309-1901 (530 amino acids)
Biological process (GO): exonucleolytic trimming to generate mature 3'-end of 5.8S rRNA from tricistronic rRNA transcript (SSU-rRNA, 5.8S rRNA, LSU-rRNA)
Molecular function (GO): 3'-5'-RNA exonuclease activity; nucleic acid binding
Source: RefSeq, a predicted model, not a curated record
GAAAGAUAUCCGCUGUUUUUCGCGUGUGGGUGUGAAGAAGCAGCACGUGUUUCACCUUGUUUCCGUCGUACUUGGGUCAAGGUGCUCACGUUGUGCGUCACCUGCCACACACAUACCCGGAUGAGGCGCCUUGAUAGGACUAUUAAAAACCGCUAUCUUUUUACUUUCAUUAAGGUUUCUUCUUCUCCCUAUUUGCUACGCUAACUAACAGUAACUAAGGUUUUUUUCUCCUUAUUUUAACUCGCAUUUCUCUGUUCAGCUCCCGCUCUCUCUUGUGUAUUAUUGUAAUUUUCUCUUGUAUACCCGCCAUGGUGCGCGUACGCUCUCUCGCCAAGGAGCUGCGCCAUCUCGAGAAGCAGAAGCAGUCCGCCUCGACACCGUCGCCGCCACCCGCAGGCGUAGAGGAUCGCGCAGUUGACCUCAACACCACGAGCACUUCAGUUUCUCCCAGUGACACGAACACGAGGUCGUCCAAUGCGUCUACCACGUCAAGAGAGGACGACGCAGUCCCUCACCGCUGUUCGCCGACCGCACAAGCAGAAAAGGCAGCGUCUGCGCCGUGUUCUUCCUCCUCCUCUGCCAGCCCGAAGGAGGGGGGAGCGGCACGUCGUGAAUCUCAGCACACUGCAAAUAGCAACAGCAGUGACUCGGACGAGCGAGGCGCCUAUGCAAGUUCGACGAAGGACGGAGGCGAUGACGAUGGACCGCGCAAACACACAAAGGGCACAACGAGCCUCUUCGCACUCGGUGGGAGUCGGUUCGACAUUUUGGUGAACGGCUCGUACGGCGAUGGGGCGGCGUGUCGGAAGUCUGAGGUGCGCAAGGCCGCCAAGGUAUGCUCGAACGGCAAGGAUGCUCUGCAGCGCAGUCAGGAAGAUCUGACUGCGACUGGAGAAGAGCCAGCGUCGAAAGUGCAAAACAGGGUAAUGGGGGACAAUGCGGGGAGUGGGAAUGACACUCCUGACGAGGCUGCUGCUGCUCCUUCGCCUCCGCUCGGUGCGUCGUGCGGCAUCCCGGCACGCUUUCCUUUCAAACGGCUCCUCGCCCAGCCGUUUAGCCACAUCCUCGUCUGCGACUUUGAGGCAACGUGUGCGAGCGGCAGCGUGCACUACCCGCACGAGAUCAUCGAGUUCCCGGUAGUGGUGCUGGACACGGCGACGCUGCGCAUCGUGGCGGAGUUCCACCGCUACGUCAAGCCCGUGCGCAACCCGAAGCUGACAGCGUUCUGCACGGAGCUGACGGGGAUCACACAGGAGAUGGUGGAUCAGGCGGAUACCUUGCCGGUCGUUGUGGGGCACUUCCAGCGGUGGCUGGAGCAGGAGGUCUACCCGUUGUGUGCUGUGUGGGCAAACCACUACGGGCCAGAGAAGCUCUCCCGCCACCUUCAAUCUGAGCAGAAGCGGUUUGUGUACGACGAUCGCACGGAGGUGGCCAGGGCAAACGCACGCUACGAGGCGAUGAUUUGCAUGGCCACUGAUGGGCCAUGGGACAUGCGUCGCUUCAUGCACGAGUGCAGCGUCAUGCGAGACGGGGUCGCCUUCCCGCCGCUGUGCUACCGCUACCUCAACGUGCGACACAGCUACGGAGACCACUUCAAGUGCCGUCAGGUGAAGCUGACACACAUGCUGCGGCGCAUGAGUAUGUCGUUUGAGGGUCGGCGGCACAGCGGCAUUGAUGACACACGCAACAUCACCCGUGUGCUCGCGGAGCUGAUGGCGCGCGGGUACCGUGUGCAUCAUGUGAGCACGAUUAAGUACUCGCACGGCGGCGAUGCAUUUUUGCAGAGUAAUAAGGCGGCACAAGAGCUCUUGUCGGAGUAUGGCGAGAUCAGUAAGACGCACACGAGCCGGCACAGCCACGCACGCAAGAACGCGGCAAAAAGCGGUAGAGGUAAACGAUAA